GAAAGUAGGGCUUAAGUAACUCUCGGUGUCACCUGGAUUACCCACGUGCUUAAAGCCAAGCAGAUGUGAUCUACAACUCACAGAGAUUAAACGUGAACUAUCAAGGUGCUAUGUUCAGAAACUCCCUUUUCUGACCAUAAUCAAACUUCAUAGCAGCGAUUAUUAUUAUUGCUACCAUUUAUUAUUUGUAUGGCUGGGUUUUUCUAGGUGUAUUUUUCUGUAUUCUGAGCUCCAUGAUUAAAGUAUGUUUGCAAAUCACACUUUUUAUUGCCAAUAUUUCAGAGCGGGAUGGAUGAGAGGAAGCAGAGAGGAGACGGUGCAACCUUCUCGGCCACAGACGACAGCAGGAGGUCCGAGCUCAGAAUCAUCCUCGUUGGCAAAACCGGAGCUGGGAAAAGUGCCACGGGAAACACCAUCCUCGGUGAAAAAACGUUUGAGUCCAAACUCAGGGCAAACACACUAACUCUGACUUGUGAAAAGGGGCGAAGGAGCUGGAAGGGGAGGGAACUCGUGGUGAUUGACACACCUGCCAUCUUUGACCAGGAGGCUCUCGACAUAACUUGUCGAGAGAUUGUUCAUUGUGUCAGGCUCUCCGCCCCAGGCCCACACGUGCUGCUGCUGGUGACCCAGCUGGGCCGUUACACUGCAGAAGACAAGGAAGCUGUGAAGAAAGUCUGGGAGAUUUUUGGAGAUGGAGCCAUGAGGCACACGGUCGUCCUGUUCACCCGGAAAGAAGAUUUAGCGAUCGACUCCCUGCAUGACUACGUGAGACACUCAGAUAACAAAGAUCUUAAGGGGUUGAUUCAACAGUGUGGAAACCGCUACUGCGCUUUCAACAACAGAGCAACCGGGGCAGAGCAGACGGAGCAGGUUUCGGAGCUGGUGGAAGUGAUCCAGACAAUGGUGCAGGAGAACGGGGGCCGAUAUUACACCAAUGAAAUGUACCUGGAGCCCCGUUUAACUGAGCAGAAAGUGAGAGAUUACAUAGGAUUCAAUAAGAGAACCAGGCUGAGGACUGUGAAAGCUGCUUGUACCAAGUAUAGGAACGUGAUUUGGGGCUUUGGGAUCGCUGCGGUGGUUGUUGUUACUGUUGUACCUCUCCUGAUUUACCUUGAUCACUGUUAGAAAUAAUCCAGGACACUCUGGAUGCAGCCUGAGCUGACUGCUUCCCCCACCGGACACAUUUCUACUAGUGUAUCACACUCAGACCAAAGUGUGGCUUCAUUUCCAGUGACUUCAUUUUAUCAUUCACUUAGACUCUGCUGUGUGAGGUCAUAGUUAGCUCACGUGCUCUGUCCUAUAUAACCAUUGUAUGCUAAAUAGACUUCACUGUAUACUGCUAAGGUUGGUGAAUCUGUCAAAGGGACGCGUAUGCAUUGGGUAUCUAAGCAAGGACUGGAAGACAAGGCGUAGCGGCUGAAACCUGUAUUAUGUCAACUUAACCAAGGGGUUAAGUAUUACCACUGGGUAAUACUGUGAAAAAGGAACAGUCAGAACAGUGUUUCUUACCACGUACCCAAUAGUUAUAUUUUUCCAACAUACACCAUAACUGUGGGAAAACAGCAGCAGAAGCUGUCCGUCUUCUGAUGAUCAAGGCAGCCAUCAGGCCGUAACACCAUCAUUAAGGACACGAGUAAAACUCUAGUUGGAACUUGUGCCUAACUCUGUAUCAAAUGUCUGUUUGCCUGGGUAACCAUCACAGGAGUGUUGACUUUCACAACAUUUGUAAAACUUUAUUAGCAAUAUCUGUUAGAAUCAUGUAAUUACACAGAACCAGUUUCUACACAGUUACCUUGGAUUUAGAAUGGCUAACAGAUUUAGAGCGCCAUUAAGCGCGGUAGUAUGGGUGUACAGUUGUGCAAAUGCUCUUAGCCUGCGUUUGUAAUGGAGUGUCUCCGUUAGUUUCAGGGAAUACUCUGGGUUUACAGCCUGGUACCCGAGAGAAGACUUUGUUCCUUUGCCUGGAGCCAAGAGCUCUAUCCAGAUCUCGUGUAAAUGUAGAGUGGCUCAGACUGGAACAUCAAAUAUGGCAGUGUUUUUACUGCUAAUGAAAUCUCAGACAUUUACAGGGCAAAGUUCAGAGCAGGUGUAAGUGGGUGAAACUCUAUUGACCUUACAGGAAGAAUUGGUCUGGCCCAGUUGCUGCAGUCUCUUUUGAUAUUUUGAAAGGCAAAUUUCAUGCCUUCCCCCCAAAAUGUUCAGAUUUGCAGAAAACUAUUUCCUUAGGAGAAUGGGGAAGCACU
Pelodiscus sinensis (Chinese soft-shelled turtle) is the source of this 2243-nucleotide messenger RNA. The record is from RefSeq and is a predicted model, not a curated record. Lineage: Eukaryota; Metazoa; Chordata; Testudines; Trionychidae.